Messenger RNA from Arachis stenosperma, 576 nucleotides. RefSeq names its product auxin-responsive protein SAUR72-like. Gene Ontology annotation, biological process: response to auxin. The transcript is spliced from 2 exons. Bases 1 to 537 code for a protein of 178 amino acids. NCBI's taxonomy places the organism in Eukaryota, Viridiplantae, Streptophyta, Magnoliopsida, Fabales, Fabaceae. The record is from RefSeq and is a predicted model, not a curated record.
AUGGAAGGUGAGCAGCACCAAAGAUCAAAACUGAAUAAAGCUAAGCAGAUUGUGAGGCUAAGGGGAAUGCUUCGUAGGUGGCACAGUUUCUCAUCCUCAUCCUCAACCUCAAUCUCAUCAUCACCAAACAUUUCAAGUAGCCCCAAUUACAACAUGAUUGACAAUUCUGAUUACCAAGAACCCACAACUGAUGAUGAUCCAACCUCAAAGAGUAGGGCACCGUGUAAUUGUAACUUGGAUGAAGAGGAUCACAAAUGCGAGAGUCCCGAGCCCCCUCCCGAUGUUCCGAAAGGGUACUUGGCAGUUUAUGUUGGGAGUGAGCUUCGGAGAUUCAUCAUUCCAACUAGCUACCUUACUCAUUCUCUCUUCAAGUUAUUGCUUGAGAAGGCUGAAGAUGAGUUUGGAUUUAACCAUAAUGGUGCUCUCACUAUUCCUUGUGAGACUGAGACCUUCAAGUAUCUCCUCAGAUGCAUAGAGACCAACUACGACACCCAUCAAGGUAGCUCCUCUGGAAACAUAGGAACUUCGGAAGCAUAACUAGUGAUUCUGAUCUUCCUAGAAGUCCAGUCAAAUCAU